UGCACGCGUCCCCUAUAAGGAGGGAAAUACUCUCAGCCUCAAAGACGUGAGCUCCUGCAGACAUGCCUCGCAUUGAGAACGACAUAAAAUUGGACUUCAAAGAUGUCCUGCUACGCCCAAAACGCAGCACCCUCAAAUCCCGCAGCGAGGUGGACCUUACACGCAGUUUCUCCUUCCGGAAUUCGAAGGGCAGUUACCAUGGGAUCCCAAUCAUCGCGGCCAACAUGGAUACGGUCGGAACCUUUGAGAUGGCUACAGCGUUGUGUCAGUUUUCGCUUUUUACUGCCAUUCACAAGCAUUACGCAGUGGACGAGUGGAAGGAAUUUGCAGCACAACACCCUGAAUGCGUACAGAACGUGGCAGUGAGCACAGGCACGGGGGAGGGGGAUUUUGAAAAGCUUAGUGCCAUCAUAGCGGCUGUACCUCAGAUCCAGUACAUUUGUGUCGACGUUGCUAACGGUUACUCCGAGCACUUUGUCCACUUUGUCAAAGAUGUGCGACAGAAAUUUCCGUCCCACACCAUCAUGGCUGGCAAUGUGGUCACAGGAGAAAUGGUAGAGGAACUGAUUCUUGCUGGUGCUGACAUCAUCAAAGUGGGCAUUGGACCGGGCUCUGUGUGUACCACGCGUAAGAAGACGGGAGUGGGCUACCCCCAGUUGAGUGCUGUCAUUGAGUGUGCUGAUGCUGCCCACGGCCUGGGAGGACACAUCAUCUCUGAUGGUGGAUGUACCUGCCCAGGCGAUGUUUCCAAAGCUUUUGGUGCGGGGGCGGACUUUGUGAUGCUUGGUGGAAUGCUGGCUGGUCACUCUGAGAGUGGAGGUGAAACCAUUGAGAAGAACGGGAAGAAAUAUAAACUCUUCUACGGCAUGAGCUCUGACACAGCUAUGAAGAAACACGCUGGGGGCGUGGCUGAGUAUAGAGCUUCGGAAGGGAAGACGGUUGAGGUGCCUUUUAAGGGCCCCGUGGAGGUGACGGUUCGAGACGUCCUGGGCGGCGUGCGUUCCACCUGCACCUACGUCGGGGCCGCCAAACUGAAGGAGCUGAGUCGUCGCACCACCUUCAUCAGGGUAACCCAGCAGCUCAACACCGUGUUCGGCAAUGACAGCUAGGCCGCCCACCCCCCCCGGUCUCAGUCCAGG
Molecule: messenger RNA, 1139 nt
Organism: Chanos chanos (milkfish)
Lineage: Eukaryota; Metazoa; Chordata; Actinopteri; Gonorynchiformes; Chanidae
Gene: gmpr2
Product: guanosine monophosphate reductase 2
Exons: 10
Coding region: 63-1109 (348 amino acids)
Biological process (GO): nucleotide metabolic process
Cellular component (GO): GMP reductase complex
Molecular function (GO): GMP reductase activity
Source: RefSeq, a predicted model, not a curated record